Molecule: messenger RNA, 1677 nt
Organism: Emys orbicularis (European pond turtle)
Lineage: Eukaryota; Metazoa; Chordata; Testudines; Emydidae
Product: dimethylaniline monooxygenase [N-oxide-forming] 4-like
Exons: 8
Coding region: 1-1677 (558 amino acids)
Molecular function (GO): NADP binding; flavin adenine dinucleotide binding; N,N-dimethylaniline monooxygenase activity
Source: RefSeq, a predicted model, not a curated record
AUGGUCCAGAGGGUGGCAAUCAUUGGAGCUGGGGCCAGUGGACUGGCCUCCAUCAAGUGCUGUCUGGAUGAGGGGCUGGAGCCCACAUGCUUUGAGCAAAGUCAUGACAUCGGGGGCCUCUGGAGGUUCACAGAAGCUGGGAGGAUCAGUGUCUACAGAUCGGUGAUAACCAACACCUCCAAGGAGAUGAUGUGUUUCAGCGACUUCCCCUUCCCAGAGGAUUUCCCCAACUACAUGAACCACUCCAGACUCCUGGAGUAUUUCAGAAUGUACGCUGAGCACUUCAGCCUUCUCAGAUACAUACGCUUCGAGACCACAGUUCACAGUGUAAGGAAAUGCCCAGAUUUCUCCACCACUGGCCAGUGGGAUGUUUUCACUGAGACUGAUGGGACGGUUGAGUCGGCCGUUUUUGACGCUGUUAUGGUUUGCAGUGGCCAUUAUGCAGAGCCCCAUUUACCACUGGAUUCUUUCCCUGGUAUAGAAAAUCGCUUUAGAGGCCAGUACCUCCACAGCUGGGAAUACAAAGACUCUGCCAGUUUCCAAGGGAAGAGAGUCCUUGUGCUCGGUGUUGGGAAUUCUGGAGGAGAUAUCGCCGUGGAGAUCAGUCGGGUGGCUGCUCAGGUGUUUCUCAGCACCAGAAGUGGCACGUGGGUGAUUAGUCGUAUUUCAGACCAUGGCUUCCCUCUUGACAUGAUGCUCACCACUCGCUUUCACAACUGUCUCGAAAACUUCCUCCCAUCAGCCCUCAUGAGACGGCUAAGACUGAAGAAGUUCAAUACAUGGUUUGACCAUGCAAAUUAUGGCUUGAUUCCUCAGAAAAGUCCAAACCUAAGCUUAAUUGUGAAUGAUGAGCUGCCAAGCUGCAUCCUCUGCGGUGCUGUUGUGGUAAAACCAAAUGUGGAGGAGUUUAUGGAAAGCUCAGCUGUCUUUGAAGAUGGGACCGUAGAGGAGAACAUCGACAUGGUGGUCUUUGCUACCGGAUACACUUUCUCUUUUCCCUUCCUUGAAGAGUCUGUUCGCAACAUCUGCAGAAGCAAGUACGCCCUUUACAAAUACAUCUUCCCACCCCCUCUGGAGAAGCCGACGCUGGCUGUCCUAGGCCUUAUAGAGCUAACAGGCUCCAUCAUGGCAGGAACAGAACUCCAGGCUCGUUGGGCCACAAGGGUCUUUAAAGGGUUGAAUCAGCUCCCUCCUGCCAGCAGGCUGAUGGCUGAAGUUGCCAAGAAGCAGCAGCAUCUAAUUAAACAGGGUCUUUCCAACAAGGAGAGCAAAAUCAAGAUGAGUUACAUUGGCUACAUGGAUGAAAUUGCAUCAUGUGUUGGUGUAAAACCCAACGUGCUGCUGCUGUUCCUGAAGGAUCCCAAGCUGGCCCUGGAAGUUUUCUUUGGCCCAUGCACCCCUUGCCAGUAUCGCCUGGCUGGACCAGGAAAAUGGGUAGGAGCCAGAAACACCAUCCUGACCCAGUGGCACCGGGCUCUGAAGCCCCUGAGAACUCGAGUCAUCAAUGAUUCUUCCAAUCACUCUUUGGUUUUCCACUGGUUUACAAUUCUUGGCCUUCCUGCACUCCUUUGUGCUGGUUUACUUAUUUGUAAAUAUUCCCCUCAGCUGUGGUUCCCCGGGGUAAGAUUAGGUGCUAUUCCCAUACGUAAAAUGGGCUUUAUGAAAGGAGGGCUCUGA